Messenger RNA from Bipolaris zeicola 26-R-13, 1803 nucleotides. RefSeq lists its product as uncharacterized. The transcript has 3 exons. Gene Ontology annotation, molecular function: aldehyde dehydrogenase (NAD+) activity. Lineage: Eukaryota; Fungi; Ascomycota; Dothideomycetes; Pleosporales; Pleosporaceae. The coding region runs from base 1 to 1803 and encodes 600 amino acids. The record is from RefSeq and is a predicted model, not a curated record.
AUGGAUCGUAUUACCGCACGCGCUGACAACGACUUCAAUGUUGUUUUGUAUGGCACGCUCUGGAUAGCUGCCCUUUCUUUCAUCUGGCUCACGUGCCGUGCGGAUCCAGAAGAGCCCGUCGAAUACACCGUCGAAACACCCCAGGAAGCCGAGAAGGGAUGGAAGGGCAAAGUGCUUGAUGAGCCUGGAUUGAAGGUUUCUGGCUCUUCACUAAUCCAAUGCUACGCCCCCGCAACUGGUGAAGCCCUCGGGCGCAUCAACCCCUCCACCGCAGACGGUAUCGACCGUGCAAUCGCCAAAGCCAAAGACGCCCAGGUGAAAUGGGCACAGACAAGCUUUCGCCAGCGCCGCAAGGUGCUGCGUACAAUGCUCCAGUUUAUCCUCGAAAAUCAAGAGGUCAUUGCAAGGGUUGCCUGCCUCGACUCUGGCAAGACUAUGGUGGAUGCUAGUUUGGGUGAGAUACUCGUGACUGUGGAGAAGCUGAGGUGGACAAUUAAGCACGGAGAAAAGAGCCUGAAGUCUGAGAAGAGGGACACAAACUUCCUCAUGAUGUACAAGUGGAAUGAAGUUGUCUACGAACCGCUGGGCGUAGUUGCGGCCUGCGUGAGCUGGAACUACCCUUUUCACAACCUCAUCAGCCCCGUCAUAGCCUCCAUUUUCGCCGGCAACGCCAUCAUCGUUAAAGGCUCUGAAGCUACUGCCUGGUCGUCCUCAUACUUCGCUUCUAUUGCUACCCGUGCUUUGGAAGCGUGUGGUCACUCGCCUGAUAUUGUGCAAUCCGUUGUCUGCUGGCCUGACGUCGCUGACCACCUCACCUCGCAUCCAUCAAUCUCGCAUAUUACAUUCAUUGGCUCACGCCCAGUGGCACAUCACGUCUGUGCCUCGGCCGCAAAGGCACUAACACCAGUGUGUGUCGAACUCGGAGGAAAGGACCCGGCCAUUGUUCUCGACGAUAUAUCAAAUAGCGAUUUUAAGCGCAUCGCUAGCAUUCUCAUGCGCGGUACCUUUCAGUCUGCAGGCCAGAACUGCAUCGGAAUCGAGCGUGUCAUUGCACUUCCAAAAGUUUACAAUCGCCUCAUCGAGUACCUCACGCCAAAGAUCCGUGCCCUACGUCCGGGGUCCAUAUUGAACACUUCAUCGGACGUGCCGAUUGAUAUUGGGGCUUCCAUCUCCGAUGCAGGCUACUCCAAGCUUGAAGGCCUUAUUCAAGACGCUGUCAGCAAUGGUGCUCGUGUCCUGGCAGGCGGAAAGCGUUACGCUCACCCCGACUUCCCCAAAGGUCAUUACUUCAGUCCUACCUUCAUCGUCGACGUCACACCCAACAUGAAAAUCGCCCAGACGGAGCUCUUUGCACCAGUCUUCCUACUCAUGCGCGCCAAAUCCGUCACAGACGCCAUUUCCAUUGCAAACAGCACCUCAUACGCCCUCGGUUCCUCGGUAUUUGGCUCUUCCAAUCGCGACCUCGAGCUCAUCGUGCGCUCCUUGCACGCCGGCAUGGUCGCCGUUAACGACUUUGCCGUCUACUACAUGGUGCAGAUGCCGUUUGGCGGCACAAAGGGUAGUGGCUAUGGUCGUUUCGCAGGAAAAGAAGGGCUGAGGAGUCUGUGCAAUCAGAAGAGUAUUACGAGGGAUCGCUGGGCGUGGGCGGGGAUCAAGACGGGCAUUCCAUCUCCGAUGGACAUUCCACUGCAGGGUGAGGGUGCGGGGGUCAAGGCGUGGAAUAUGGCACAGGGAAUUGUGUGGUUGGGGUAUGGAAACUUGAGGGGUAAGGUUAGAGGGUUGAAGGGGGUUCUGGGGAUGUAG